This is a messenger RNA of Talaromyces rugulosus, 1614 nucleotides long. RefSeq lists its product as uncharacterized. Lineage: Eukaryota; Fungi; Ascomycota; Eurotiomycetes; Eurotiales; Trichocomaceae. Gene Ontology annotation, biological process: protein catabolic process in the vacuole; cellular response to glucose starvation. The transcript has a single exon. The record is from RefSeq and is a predicted model, not a curated record. The coding region runs from base 1 to 1614 and encodes 537 amino acids.
AUGACUGCGUUGCUUCCCAGCGAGAGGGACGACCCGUUGCGCUCUCCCCGACUCCAGACGUACUUCCUCGAGAACCACGGCCACUUCCUCAAACAACCUAUGCCCGAAUACUACGAGGCCGAGGAUUCCAGCUCGUCGCCGCCGUCUACUAACUCCAGCAUCCCAACGUCGCCCGUCUCCCGCCCUUCCUCCACCCCGCCCCUCUACACCCCGACUCUGAGCAGUCUCUCGCUGGACGCCACUUCCGAUGGCAAGGAGGACGAAGGGGUAUCGCUACUGGCCUUUGAGAGCGAUGGGACUGCUGCACAACCCCUAAGCGAGACUUCCAACACUCAAAGCGACCAGUCGCAGGCAGCCCCAUACCCAGGCGUCCCAAUAUACAAGACCGCCAGUGACGACUCUUCGAUUGAAGAGGAACCCGACAGGCACGUCGACUAUCUCUCGCACGAAUGGCGUGAAGAGGAUAUUUGGGCAUCAUGGCGCUAUGUCGUGAACCGAAGGGAUCGAUAUAGCAACAGCGUACGGCUAGAGAACGCAUCGUGGCGAACCUGGGCCAAGUCCAAGUACGGACUACGAACCGUGCUGCCGGAAACGCUGAAUUGGCUGAAAGACUGCGAUGUCACAUGGCUCUACGGGCCCCUACAGACGGACAAGACCCUACUUGACUCUAAUAACAAAUCUCCACCUCCCAGUCGAUUAUCGUCGACGAAUUCCUUUCUCGACAGAAAGUCGAUCCUGAAGAAGAAAACCGCCUCCGAGGCUAUCCUUCAGAGGUCGCUGUCUCAACACACGCUUUUGAAACAUGCCGGUGCUAUUUUACAAGCACAAAAGGCAGAAUCCAACCGUGGACGGCCGUCUUUUGUGAGAGCCACCUCGGAUGUCGGCCUCCCAUUAAAUCGAAGGAUGAGCUACAGCUUCGACUCGACUCGUUGCACACCUACCAACUCUACUUCUUCCGGGCUGAUGUCCCCGACGGAAAGGAGGCAUAUUCAUUUCAACAACGAAGUGGAACAAUGCAUUGCCGUUGAAGCCAAGGACGACGAAGAGCAUGCCCCUGAUCCAUCUGCUUUCUUCCUUGGAGAAGACGACGACGGCGACGAAACGGAAUCAGAUGACGGCAUAGUCAUGAUGAAGCAAUUCAGCCCCAAGGCAUCGCCCAGCUCUCGAACCACGCCGCGCAACAGCUUCAGCAGCGAGAGCAAGACUAUCGCCCCCCUUCCUUCUACGACACUAAAAUACAGAAGCGACACCCCCGAACCACCCUGGCGUCAACAGCAAAACCAACGGAGCCAAGGGCGUGACACAUCUCCGUCACCGUCAAUUGAAACCCUUCGGCCACCACGACCAGACUCCAAUUUCCUGUUGAACGACGACGACCUGCAAUCGGGAUUCUCAGACUACGACAUUCCCGGUGAUCGUCCGUGGUUUGUGGACUCUAAAGACUCCGAGGAACUGGACAACGGUGGAAACCUGCAUCUCACUCCCUCUGGCAUGUUCAUGCCGUACGAAGACAGCGAGUCUGCCUCUGGCGGGCUCUUUGGGCGCAUUGCCGACACUGUCAAUACUGCUCGCGAUAUCGCCCAUGUCAUCUGGAACGUUGGGUGGCGGCGGUGA